AAGCAACAAGAAGCUGACCUCCUUAGAUUCUCUUUCCUCAGAUGUAGCUUCAAGAGAAAGUUUGUCUCUUCCACUUCCUUCCUGGAAAGAUGCAAAGUGCUUUAGUAGGCUCCUGGUACAACAGUGGCUUCUACGGACACUACAGAGGUCAAUUCAAGAGUGAAAGUGCUGGAGAAUACCGCCUUGCAGCCAAGCCCCAACCUCCAGCAGUGUUUCUACAACGGUGUCAGGAGCCAGUGCAGCGACACUUCUUCUCCAAGCAUGACAACCGCACUUGCUUCGACAAAGGCCCCUACUGCCUGCUGCAGGGCAUCGGAAGGCGGAAAGACCUGGAGCGCCUGUGCCAACAGCACACCUUUCUGCGCUGGACCCCCUGUGAGGUGGAGUUGCGCCAGCAGGGGCCUCUAGAAUCUUCCUACCAGGCUGAUUUCCGGUCAAUCCCAGGAUCCAGUGGCCUCCCCCAGCGCCUCGUCCACUUUGUGCAGCUCCAGCCUCCCCGUGCCAGCACCACCUACCAGCAGAAUUUCUGCCAUCCAUCCCAGGGCGGCCACUGUGGCAGUGACAAGGUGGGCCCCCAGGCACCGAUCACCAGCACACUGCCUGUCCUCCCAGGGAUUCCGAGACCCAAGCUGCUGCAGCACUACCUUCAUGCUGGGGUCUCUGAGUGUCUGAACUGGUCCAGAGCAUUAAACAACGCCAGCUGACAGA
Messenger RNA from Tupaia belangeri chinensis (Chinese tree shrew), 708 nucleotides. RefSeq names its product ciliary microtubule inner protein 7 (gene CIMIP7). The record is from RefSeq and is a predicted model, not a curated record. The transcript is spliced from 4 exons. Bases 90 to 704 code for a protein of 204 amino acids. NCBI's taxonomy places the organism in Eukaryota, Metazoa, Chordata, Mammalia, Scandentia, Tupaiidae.